AGCAGCGUUUACUUUAGCAGCGACUAAUUACGUUAUCAUAGAAAUCAUAGUGUACCUACACUAUAAUGUAGGUACUUAUUCUCCAAGAUUAAAACAACCCCUCUAAUACACACAAACGCGCCAAUAGAAAUGUUCAAUCAGUUCAAUCACCAUCAAUCUAUCUCUAGCAGUUGAUGAGCCCUACGUACUACGAUUUACCUUUCAAGGAGCGCUAGGUACUUUGAAUGUAAUCACCACGCUUAGUUUAUUCGGCUGAUGAACCGAUUCGCCUACCACCCAAUCAUCUCAUCACCGCGACUCGUACGACUUAUAGAUCGCUUUGCUUGCGAACUACUCACUUACCGCACAAUGGCAACAUCAUCAUCCCCUCUAGGCCCAGCGCCCUGGAGACAGCUCUUCCUGGACCAUGUCCAGGCGAUGGCAUCGCCGGAAUUCACCCUAAGCACAAUCCGGAAAACAUCUUCCCCGUCUGGCACGGUCUACUCAUCACCGCGCGCUCGCACGUGCGUCUUCCGCGGCUUGUUCGCGGACCUGCCGGUGAAUCCUAAGAACGAUGCUGAGCUGAACCCGGACGUCUACGAGACGGACUUCCUGUCGUUCACGACGGAUUGCCGGAUGGACAAGAUGGCGGAGCUCUUUGGUGCGGAGGAGGCUGGAGAGGGGCUCCGGGGCUCGGGCGGCGGCGCGCCGGUCGAGGCGGUUUUUUGGGCUCGGGAGAUGGGCACGCAGUGGCGCGUCCGCGGGAAGGCGUAUGUUCUGGCCCCGGACGUCGAGGACUCGCCGGAGGGGAGGCAUGUCGUGUCUUCGCUGGCGGCGCGGAUGCGGCGCAAGGGCGCGAGCAAAGACUGGAGUUAUAGCCGGGAAAUCACGGCGCACUUUGGCAAUUUGAGUCCCCUGAUGAGAGGGUCGUUCCGGAACCCGCCUUCCGGCACGUCGGUGGCGCUGCCGGUGGGGGAUGAGAGGUUGGGGUUGGGGCAGAAGGUGACGGAUCUUAAUGACGAGGUUGCGAGGGCGAAUUUCAGAGUCGUGGUUAUUGUGCCGGAGGGGGUCGAUCGCACCGACUUGAGCGAUCCGGAGCGCGGCCGUAGGUGGUUGUAUACGUUUGUUGGAGGUGAGUCGGAGCGUAUGGCGCCGGGCGGGCUGGUGGAAGAUGGGUGGGAGAAGGUUGAGGUGUGGCCUUAGCUGGUGCGGGAGCAAGAGACGAGCAAGAGACUGAGUCUACGACGGCUGCGUACGUAGAAGAGGCCCUUGGAGGGAUGGAAACCCCUAUUGUGAAAUAUCUAUCUGAUUACCUUGUUGGUCACCUCAUAGUGGUGUAUAUGCGUAGCUCUGUCUUGCCGAGGUGCUUCUACUACCCCUUACCUACGGGCAGUAUCAUACAUGUGCGUGUAGGAGUCUUGGCAUAGCAGAAUAGCGUCAAAAAAGAUACCCCAUACUAGCCAUCACAGUAUGGGGCAUAUUUUUUGACGCUAUUCUGCAUGGCUAGAUCUAUUACAGCC
Messenger RNA from Daldinia decipiens, 1499 nucleotides. RefSeq names its product pyridoxamine 5'-phosphate oxidase-domain-containing protein. Gene Ontology annotation, molecular function: FMN binding. The record is from RefSeq and is a predicted model, not a curated record. NCBI's taxonomy places the organism in Eukaryota, Fungi, Ascomycota, Sordariomycetes, Xylariales, Hypoxylaceae. The coding region runs from base 256 to 1182 and encodes 308 amino acids. The transcript has a single exon.